AUGGAUGCAGUUCUAAUAAUUUAUGGAAACCGAGAACAAGAGCUAAACAGUUACAGAGAUCAUAUCAAUAAGCUAUGCCUGCAGCAAAGCUUUCAUGCGGUUAUGGCAUACGAUGAAGACUGCAGAGUGUCAGCAGUCACGAACCGAGAUUUAACUCUUUUUGAUCGUGAUACUGAAGUUGAAGGCCGGAAUUUCGAUGCUACUACAGUUAAAAGACAGAGAAUAAAUACAUACCCGCCCACAAGAUUAGAUACUGAAUGGCCUGAUGGAAGGGAAAUCUGUAUUAAUUGGAACAAACGGUCUUGCAGAGAUGAGAAACUCUGUGGAAGGGUUCACGUGUGCUUGAUAUGUAAAAAAACAAAUCAUAGUAAGCAACGCUGCUUCAAGAAAAACAACUCAAAAAAGCAUAAUUCAUCUGACGAUGGAUUGGCAGGAAAAAGCACACAACAAUAA
Messenger RNA from Cetraspora pellucida, 453 nucleotides. The record is from the annotation of a GenBank genome assembly. NCBI's taxonomy places the organism in Eukaryota, Fungi, Glomeromycota, Glomeromycetes, Diversisporales, Gigasporaceae.